UGUCACAGCUCGGUUGCCCUGUCUUGGGUCUUUGUCAUGCACAUGCGUGCACAAGAAACGGUUACCAGCUACAACAAGAAAUCAAGCAUAACAAGGCAUCAACCAGGUUUCUAUUAAUGCCUGCCUCCACUCGAGGAAACCGGGUUACUCUAAGAAUGUAUGUAAAAAGAUUAAAACGACCCCGUUACUUCCCUUAAUGUAACGAACACAUUGUUUCUUUAGCCCCAUCGGAGUUAACAUGGCUCUCCAUCCAGACACAGACAACAACACUACUACCAACCAACCAAUCAAUCAGAUCUCUCUCUGUCGCCACCGCGGAAAUAAACGACCAAUCAGCUAUCAGAGUGCUUCCAGUGAUAAGGGCCUGAGGACUAAUCAGCUGUCUGUCUGGAUCUUCUGGGGAAACGAACAGCCAAUCAGCAGUCUGUCUGGUCGACACGGAGUGACUGCCUGGCCAAUGAGCGGUGUGUCUAGCUGCACCGAGGGGUGAGCGUCUGCCGAGGCCCAAUCAGCGGCUCAGUGCUGCCUGCCGGUGCCGGAGACUGGUGGUGAGGAGCCGCUGCAGCGCGUCAGGACCGGACCGUGAACCCGGAGACGGUACACACUGAGGCGAAAAGAGACACAGGAUGGAGCGGAUGUCUGAGGAGGCGCUGAGGCUCAACCUGCUGAAACGAGGCUUGGAGUCCCCUAGCGAGCGAGAGGAGGCUCUGGCCAAACGCCUCAAAAUGGAGGGCCACGAGGCCAUGGAGCGCCUCAAGAUGCUGGCUCUACUCAAACGCAAAGACCUCGCUGACCUAGCAGCCCUGGAGGUCGGGGGGCCCCUGGGGGAAGGGAAGGGGCCCGGAGCCAGUAGCCUCCACCACCAGAGCCUCAUGGGAGGCGCCUACGAGGAAAAGAUGAACGGGAGUCUGAGGCUGACGGGCCACGGCAGCCAUAUUGGAGCCAGUAAGAACGGGAAGGAGAACAUGAUGGAUGAGCCGGUGGACAUGAGCGCUGGGAGGAGAUGCGAGGCUGAGCAUGACAGACGGACUCCGUCUCCAGACGUCAUCAUCCUGUCAGACAAUGAGGCGUCCAGUCCCAGAACAACGCCGCGCCCUGAGGAGCGCCUGCACCAGGCCAACCUGGACCUGUUCAAGGGGAAGACGGGGGAAGAGAGGCAGCAGAUGAUCAAGGCUCUGAGGGAGGAGCUGCGUCUGGAGGAGGCCCGCCUGGUGCUGCUCAAGAAGCUCCGGCAGAGUCAGAUGCAGAAGGAGAACGUGGUGCAGAAGGUCCCCGUGGUGCAGAACGCUGCCUCCUCUGUGCAGCCCCCCCCCAUGCACAGCUCUCAGGGCCUGGGGAAGCUGCCUGUGAGGCCGGGCAUGCACAACCCGGAGCCCCAGAACCUCCGCACGGCACAGGGUCACACGGUUAUCAGGUCAGCAGCCAAUGCUAACCUGCCCCCCAUGCUGAUGUCUCAGAGAGUGAUAGCCCCCAACCCCUCCCAGCUGCAGGGCCAGAGACUGUCCUCUAAGCCCGGGAUGUCCCGCUCCAGCUCCAGCAUGGCCAAUGCCGUCAGCUACCAGCAGGCCAGCCAGCAGGUGGCAGCCUCCCAGCGCUCAGGCUCCAGUGCCAUGUACAUGAACCUGGCCCACAUGCAGGCAGCGGCAGCAGCCGGGGGGGGUAUGGGUGGGGCUUCGGCCGUCAGCCCCUCCACCAUGUCCAGCUCGGCGGGCGGAGUCAGCUCCAUCGCAGACCAGGCCAGCAGCCAGGCGGCUGCCAAGCUGGCCCUGAGGAAGCAGCUGGAGAAGACCCUGCUGGAGAUCCCCCCACCCAAACCCCCCGCCCCGCUGCUCCACUUCCUGCCCUCUGCCGCCAACAGCGAGUUCAUCUACAUGGUGGGGCUGGAGGAGGUGGUGCAGAGUGUGCUCGACAGUCAGGGUAAACUCAGAGGCACGCUGGGCCGGAUGGAGCCGUUCUUCUGCGCCCAGUGCAGAACCGACUUCACCCCCCACUGGAAGCAGGAGAAGAGCGGGCGGAUCCUGUGUGAGCAGUGCAUGACCUCCAACCAGAAGAAGGCUCUGAAGGCGGAGCACACCAACCGGCUGAAGAACGCCUUUGUGAAGGCCCUGCAGCAGGAGCAGGAGAUAGAGCAGAGGCUGCAGCAGCAGGCCGCCCUCUCCCCCAGCUCGGCCCCCACCGGCCCCAACGCCUCUAAGACUGACUCCAUGAUCCGACACCAUGCACUCCGCCAGGCCCCCCAGCCCCAGGCCUCCAUGCAGAGAGGCCUGUCUAACUCAGCGCGGGGCGUCCUGUCUAACUUCGCCCAGGCCUCCCAGCUGUCUGUGGCCAGCAGCCUCAUGGGGAUGACCAGCGGCAAGCACUGUGGCAGCGGGGGGGGCAGCGGCAGCAACAGGAUGCAGCACGACAGCCGCCGGCAGAUCUACAACAUCCCAGGGUUAAAUAUCGCCUAUCUGAACCCCGCGGCGGUGGGGGCCCAUAAGAGCUCCAGCUUAGCGGACCGGCAGAGAGAGUACCUGUUGGACAUGAUCCCCCCUCGAUCCAUAUCGCAGUCCAUCAGCGGACAGAAAUGAGCCCAUCUGAAGCCCCCCCCAUCCUGCCCUCCUACCCCAUACUGAAGCACUCCCAGAUCGACCACCACCCCCCAUCGCAUGCAGUGCCUGUCCGUGUGCCUACCUUGAACCAACCCAUGAAACCCACGAGUCGGACAAAGACACUAAACUGUCGGUGCAUCUCAGAUGUUCUUCUUAUAGUACAGCUCUUCUUCUUCGUCAGCGUUGUUUAACAAUUAUAAUUCCCAUUAUUAUCGCUGUUGGUAGCCCUAUUAUUAUUAUACCUGCAACUACCACGUUUGCUUCAGUUUACUCAUUAUGCUUUUUCUUUUAUACGUGUUCGCUCCGUUUUUGAUUCCCUCUUUACUUUGGGCAGUGACAGGAACUCACCGUAGAGCUUAGGAUUAAGACGUGGUUAUUGCUAGUAACAGAAGAUCAACAGGGUGCAUUCUGGUUGCUAUGCAACAUAAAGUUUAACAGCUUUGUAAAAAGUGUUAGCUCUUUAACUUGGAGAAACAAAGUUUAUAAUACUGAUGGGAACAAACAGACGGGGGCCGAGCACCCCCACUCUCCCCUGGUGAAAGGGCCAGUUUCAGGAUCUGUGACCACCGACAGCUGACAAGCUCGAUUCACUCCCCCUGAGUCGGGGGAUCUGGAACCCACAGGAGGGGCCCAUGUGCACUGAAGAGAAGAUCAGUCCCCAUCAGAGGCUCAUCAGGGGACUCUUCCUGUCAGCCCCUCCCCCGCAGAUCACCUGGUGGAUGUAGGUGUAGUCUGUCAUGAGCACUGACACCCUGCAGAGAGCUCAUCCUGGAGGAUCAUCUGAAGCCCCCAAGUGUUCACAGGGAAGUGUCCACUCAGAGAAAGGCAGUCCAUCUCACUUCCUGCUCCCCCGCCCCCACCCUUUGGUUAUCCAGUAUGCACAGACUGAACCCUUUUUACCCCUAAGCUCCUUUUUGGCGUCAUAUGUUCUUUAAAUGAACUCAAGUCUGAAGGUGGAGGCACAUUUCCUGCAUCCAAACCACAGAUUCUCUACCUGGAACCUAAAGUCUGGGUCCUAUUCUUCUUAUAUUUUAGUUUUCGGAUUGUUGGCCCCUCCACCCAACUUUCCUUCUCUUUUUUUUUUUUGCUUAGUUUUUUUUGUUAGUUUGUUUGUUUGUUUGUUUUGCGGCGUCUCCUAAUGACAUGGUGGCGUACCUGAGAGGUGUUAGCCACCGGAGACGAUAAUAAUCAUCAAAGCUAAAAACAGAAACUAUUGUAUGGAUAAUGUAUAGAUACCUAGCUUCAGAGGGAGAAAAUAAACGAUGUGGAUUAUAUCUUUUAUGGGAGAGACAUGAUCAAUCAUUGUGUGCAUGCUCUGCACACGAGUCGCCUCACUCCAGAGGAGCACUUUGCAUAUUUCCAAUUGGAAAAACAUUUUUUUUAAAGGAGGUAAAGAAUGUUACAAUUGAGAGUGGCUAGAGUCUGGAUGCUGGCUGAUGGCCGACCAGAGGUGUGUGAAGAUUGUGGGUUGCAUCACGGUGUGUUUUAUGGGAUGAUGAAUGAUCCUUUGCCAGUGUUGAUCUCUGUUAAUGUUGAACCUCAAGUGUCGGUUUCCAAAUCCUGAAAAAAAAUCCACUUUAAGUAAAUGUAUUGUCCGUUCAAUCAGUGGGACACAACUAGACGCAACAACACCCCCUUUACAUGAGUCGUGUCCCCAUGGAUAUCUCUCCUCAGAUACUGGCUGGUGGUCACAUGGGCACAGCAUGGACGCUCUUCCCUGAUCUCAAAUCUGUUCCAAUUUGCACAUUUCAUUCAUGAACUGGUAAACCUGUUCUGUAAAUGUUUUAUUUAGACUCAGUUUCAUUAACAUUUCCCCCAAAAAAGCAUGGAUUAUUACAGGAGGAAAGUGCUUUAGACCUCUCCUCCAUUGACUGAACAGACACACUACCCUUGUGAAAAGCGUUGUAACAACAGUGCAGGGUUCUGAAACAUUUCAUUCUAAUAAUUGAUCAUCUGCUAAAUCUAUAAAUCUAGAUGUCUGACAAAAACUGUUCAGUGAUUUAUUGUUCACCUAUGGAACGUUCAAUCCAUGUCGACCCCCCCGGGCUGAUGCAUGUACAGGUCACACUGACAUGAGAGCAACACUGCAGAGGAAACGCUGGCCAACACGUCCUCUGGCAGCCAUGUUGGAUUCAUCCGUUCUAAAUGUUUUUCUCAGAUUCUGUGCAGUAAGUGUGUGUGAAUGGAACAAUCAGCAGUUACUUUGUAUUCGAUGGAUGUCUAACCAUGUUUGGUUGCGUCGCACUCAGUUAGUUCAUUCUGGAAUCUUUCACUUUCAUCCUCUGCAAAGUGUUGUGCAGACUCUCACUUUGUCAGGUCAAACUCCUGCAAACUGGAGACAUUCUCAUCAGCCCCAGCUGUUCGCUGUCUGCAGUGUUAGCAUGCUCACAUGCUAAACUCAGAUUGAAACAUGGUUAGCAAUAGUGACUACCUACCUUGUUAUUGUCGUUGUUAGCUUGUAAGUAUGCUGACAUUAGCAUUUAGCACAAUGCACUGCUGUGCUAAGUAGCUAAAGCUACACAGCUAGCACGGCUGUAGUCUCUGGUUGUGUUAAAGCUUGUUCGGCUGAAUGGCAAGCAAUGCAAAAACUGAAGCUAAAAAACAAGAGAAGUUGAGGUGGCAGGUUAAAACCUUUUUCUAAAAGUAUCACAUAUUUAAAAUGUAUUGAAAAAUAAACUAUAGCACUUCACAGGGAAGAGCUAGCUUAUAAUUUACAAUAGUGGAAGCUAGCUGUGUUAAAUUAGUGCUCCAGUUAGCUAAACUAGCUAACACAGCCUCUCUUCUUUUCAUUGCUCAGUGUUAUUUUAUAUUUGUUUCUGUCCAUGUACUAAAAUUCAGUUUGUAUCUGCACUUCAGGUUAAAAGUAAACGACUAACAUUUUAAGCGACAUUUUCGUUUUAACAAUAAAAUUGUUCUUUGUUAGUUGAUGUGUUGUUGCUAACGCAGAAGCAGCAUACUAUCUAUUUGAGCCUCUUUUCAAAGUUUAGUAAAUCAAUGGUAAAACAGAAAGGUCUGGCUAGCUUCUAAAGGCUUCUCUCAGCACUUCUCUUCCUGACCCAAUGCUGUGCCACAGCAUACAGCAUACACACAGCAUACAGUCUCUGAUAGUGUUGCCAUGACUAUAUGUAACAAUUAUCAGUCCACAUCGUGUGCGUGUGUGUGUGUGUGUGUGUGUGUGUGUGUGUGUGUGUGUGUGUGUGUGUGUGUGUGUGUGUGGUGUGUGUGUGUGUGUGUGUGUGUGUGUGUGUGUGUGUGUGUGUGUGUGUGUGUGUGUGUGUGUGUGUGUGUGUCAUCAGACCAUCCCAUGAUAAACAGCCAGUGAAAUGGAAGACUUGAAACUACCUAGGGUGUAAACUAAGUGUACACUUGGAAAACAUCAUUUGUGCUAAUUCUAUUAAAAAAAGAAAACAUGAAUCAAUAAUCCUUUUGGUGGAACAGUAGACAUUGGAUGUAGAGAUAUAUUUUCAUGAGUUUUAAAUGUCUUGGAUACAUUUUUUACUGCCACACAAUUUGAUUUUAGCCAUGGUUUUUCCAUGCGUCUCCUUCUGCUGCCAAGCUUGAGAAAAAGCUCCUGUCUCUGACUCUGUUGCAGAUGCGCCCACACUCUUUGUAUCCGGAUUUCAGAUUCUUUCUUGAAAUCUAAAUUUGAAGUCAUUCUUUUUCUGACGUCUCAAUUCUGUUUUCUUUCUAUUGCAGUUUAAAAAAUAAACAAAUGUAUUGACUAUGAAAUAAAUGACACGAUAUUUGCUAGGUUUGAAGUAAUAAUGACUUAUUGUACAUAAGCAUUUUCUCCUCCCUUGUUCUGAAAAAAGAAAUUAAAUGGUUGUAUAUUGUGUAGAAAAGCAAACAAAAAGCCAUGAAUAUUGUGAAGCUUGUCAUUUCGUUUUGUGAUCACUGUGUAUUAUUGUGUAACAAUGUGCAAAAUGUUUGGGAUUCUUUCCCCUCCGCUUCUUGGAGCUCUCCCUGGAUGCAUUCACCUCGGCGGGGGCUAGCUAGCGUUAGCAGGGGGGUGCACUGGUUCAGACAGAGCGGCUCACAUCACACCUGUGAACAUCUGAUCUCUUCUCUUGGAGCAUGGAAACUGGAAAUAACUUUGAAGAAUGGUUUCCUGCCCAUCAGAUGAUUCAUUGUGUUGGAUUACAUGGAGCCCUCAUGACUUUAGCGUCUCAUUAAACCACGUCUGCUGACCCCUUUGUCCACAUGACCAUAUUCUAUGAAGUGGACCGGUUACAAUCACAGCGUGGAAAGAUGAUGUUUAAAAAGUCAGUUUUCCAGAAAUCAGUUUGUCUCAUACACACUUUUUCUGUGACCGGGACAUUUGUUCUGAAAAAUGUUUUAAUAAAGUUCUUUAAAUGCUGUGAGCAGAUAUCUUACAAGCUGAACAAAUAAAAUCAUAAAAGGUUUAGUUAGGACGUACCCUCCAGUUCUAGUGGGGGCUAGAGCAUGGGCAAAAACAUAUACAUAAUUCCACAUGUCAGUGACCUGAUGAUGUACAAAGAUAACCUGUUCACACUUUUCAUAGGGGUUUAAAUGCUAUCAGCGCCCGGGGGAACCUUGUUUUGGCGGAAUAAAUCCAUUUGAUACAGAGUCGCUUAGUAUUCCAUCCAGUAGACCUGAGGACAGCUGCUUCUGAACCAGUGAUCACUUCCUGCCGACCUCAGCGUACCCCACAUGCGCUCCUCUGCUGCCGGGCUUUUUACUUCUAUUAGUUGUUGUUGCUAAUGCAGGGAAACAUUUAAUUUCUCAAUCAGUUUUAUCAAUUUUCAGUUGACUUUUUGUAUAAUGUGGGAUCUGCAGAAACAGAUGAUGAAACCAACCGGAAACUAAUUGAAGUCCUUUUUUCGUUUUGCUUACAUCAAUCCUGACCUUUUGCACAUACUUGAUAUUUAACGGUCUUCAAAAAAGUAAAAGAAAAUAAUGCUGUUUGAAUACUGCCAGUUGAUUGACAAUUAUGCAUUGAUUGAAAAAAUAAGCUAAUUUUGGAGGAAAUAACUUUGUAAUAUUUAUCUCUUGCAAGCUAUGUUUAAUAAAGGUUGAAACAAUUUGCUUCCAA
Molecule: messenger RNA, 7644 nt
Organism: Gymnodraco acuticeps
Lineage: Eukaryota; Metazoa; Chordata; Actinopteri; Perciformes; Bathydraconidae
Gene: gatad2b
Product: GATA zinc finger domain containing 2B
Biological process (GO): negative regulation of transcription by RNA polymerase II
Cellular component (GO): NuRD complex
Molecular function (GO): sequence-specific DNA binding
Source: RefSeq, a predicted model, not a curated record